AUGGCUGAGAACGGUGAAGAAAAGCUACUCGCGGUGGCGCGUCACAUAGCCAAGACUCUUGGCCACAACGAAACCAUGGCUGAUGAUAUCUUACAGAUCUUCUCAACCUUCGACGGUAGAUUCUCCCGCGAGAAUCUCUCCGAAGGUCAUCAAGACGGAUCCGCUCUCGAACGAACUCUAAACUCACUAGAAACUCAGAUCUCCCGCUUCGUCUCCGCCGAUCAUCCAAUCUGGUCUGAUCCCGCCGACUCAUCCGCCUUCCUCGAAACCAUCGACGAGCUAGUCACCAUCACCAGAGAAUGGAGCCACGUGGCGAACGAUAAGUCCGUAGGCACUUGUCUCACACGUGCCGACGAACUGAUCCAGCAAAGUAUGUUCCGCAUAGAGGAAGAGUUCAGAACUCUCAUGGAGUCGUUUGUUGUGAACAACCAUCGUAUAGACUCGGAUGAAGACGAGGUUGAAGAAGAAGAAGAGGCUGUGCAGAUCCCUGUGGCGCAGCCGCUAACGGACUACGACGUCAUCAUCGACGCGCUCCCUUCAGCGACGAUCAACGACCUGCACGAGAUGGCGAAGCGUAUGCUCGCCGCGGGGUAUGGUAAGUCGUGCUCUAGUGUAUACAGUGCGUGUAGGAGAGAGUUUGUUGAAGAGAGCAUGUCUAGGUUAGGGUUACAUAAGAAGCUUAGUAUCGAAGAAGUUCAUAAGAUGACGUGGCAUGAGCUUGAGGAUGAGAUUGAUCGUUGGAUCAAAGCGGUUAACGUCGCCUUACGUAUUCUUUUCCCUAGUGAGCGUCGUCUCUGCGACCGUGUUUUCUUCGGAUUCGCCUCCGCUGCUGAUCUUUCGUUCAUGGAGGUGGUGCGUGGCUCUACCGUUCAGCUUUUGAACUUCGCGGACGCGAUUGCUAUAGGUAGCAGGUCGCCUGAGAGGCUGUUUAAGGUGCUUGACGUGUUUGAGACGAUGAGGGAUUUGAUGGGGGAGUUUGAGUCUGUGUUCUCGGAUCAGUUUUGUUUGGUUCUUAGAAACGAAGCUGUGACGAUUUGGAAACGUUUGGGAGAGGCGGUGAGAGGUAUAUUCAUGGAGCUUGAGAAUUUGAUCCGGAGGGAUCCGGCGAAAGCUGCGGUUCCGGGUGGUGGUUUGCAUCCUAUCACUCGUUAUGUUAUGAACUACCUACGAGCUGCGUGUAGGUCGAGGCAGACGUUGGAGCAAGUGUUUGAGGAGAGUAACGGUGUGCCGUCGAAAGACGGCACUCUGUUGGCUGUACAGAUGUCUUGGAUCAUGGAGCUUUUAGAGAGUAAUUUGGAAGUUAAAUCUAAAGUGUAUAAAGAUCCAGCUUUGUGUUAUGUGUUUCUGAUGAACAACGGGAGAUACAUUGUUCAGAAGGUGAAGGAUGGGGAUCUAGGGUUGCUCUUGGGAGAGGAUUGGAUCCGGAAACAUAAUGCUAAAGUGAGACAGUAUCAUUCUAGUUAUCAGAGAAGUGCUUGGAAUAAGAUGCUGGGGCUGCUUAAGGUGGAUAACACUGCGGCGGGGAUGAACGGGUUAGGGAAAACCAUGAAGGAGAAGCUGAAGCAGUUCAAUGUUCAGUUUGAUGAGACGUGUAAAGUGCAUUCGACUUGGGUUGUGUUUGACGAGCAGCUUAGAGAGGAGCUGAGAAUCUCACUGGCUAGGCUGCUGUUACCGGCGUAUGGGAACUUCAUUGGGAGGUUUCAGAACCUUGGAGACUUAGGGAAAGGGAAAAAUGCAGACAAGUACAUCAAGUUUGGAGUUGAGGAUAUUGAGACGCGUAUCAACGAGCUGUUUAAAGGGUCAACGACUGCAAGAAAAUGA
Eruca vesicaria subsp. sativa (arugula) is the source of this 1821-nucleotide messenger RNA. Lineage: Eukaryota; Viridiplantae; Streptophyta; Magnoliopsida; Brassicales; Brassicaceae. The record is from the annotation of a GenBank genome assembly.